Molecule: messenger RNA, 2240 nt
Organism: Syzygium oleosum
Lineage: Eukaryota; Viridiplantae; Streptophyta; Magnoliopsida; Myrtales; Myrtaceae
Exons: 8
Coding region: 238-1542 (434 amino acids)
Biological process (GO): rRNA processing
Cellular component (GO): nucleus
Molecular function (GO): nucleic acid binding; 3'-5' exonuclease activity
Source: RefSeq, a predicted model, not a curated record
UCUCCCGCAUUUGCCGCGAACACUGUAGAGAUCCUGCGACAGGAACGGCUCCUCCUGCGGAUUCCUUCGCUUGAAAGUUGAAAGCUUUACUUUCUCUCCAAUGUCUGUCAUCAGACCCUGAUCUCUCUCUCUCUCUCGUGUCCUUCCAGUUUCCCACUGCUGAUGAUGCCACUCGGCACUGGUCUCCCGCCAUUGCAGCUCUGAGUGACGAAAGCCGUCGCUUCUCUCUCCUCCCCCAUGGAAACCCAGGAAGCACGACCUGUCAAGUCCCUUACCACGAGACACAAGUGCUCAGCAUGCUACAAGCAAUACAAGAAAAAGGAGCAUCUUAUUGCCCACAUGAAGGUCUCCUACCACUCUGUUCAUCAGCCCAAAUGUGACGUUUGCUAUAAGCACUGCAAAUCUCUAGAGUCAUUAAGAGAACAUCUCACUGGUCCUUUGCCCAAAGCAAAUUGUUCGAGCAUUUUCUCUGAGCGAGGAUGUGAUCUUUGUCUGAAACUUUUUGAUAGUCCGAGUGCCCUUACUGAACAUAGAGAAACAUGUUGUCUGCCUGCACCUCGUCCAUUUGAGACAAUUUCUGUAUCUUCUAUAGACUGUCAAGUCCAUAUUUCUGAUCCAAUUGAUGGAUGCAACUAUGAUGACCGGCAACAAGGAAGACCUAAGGCAAUUGUCCUGGAUUGUGAGAUGGUGGGUGGUGGUAGUGAUGGAUCUCUUGACCUUUGUGCUCGGGUAUGCCUUGUUGAUGAAGAUGAAAACUUGGCUUUCCACAGUUAUGUACAGCCCCAAAUUCCUGUUACUGAUUAUAGAUAUGAAGUAACCGGGUUAACAGAAGGGCAACUCAGAGACGCCAUGCCACUAAAGGAAGUCCAAGAAAGAAUAUUGGAAAUUUUGUACAACGGCGAGUCUAUUGGAAAAUUAAGGUUAGAUGGAGGAAAGGCCAGGCUAUUGGUUGGUCAUGACAUAGAGCAUGACCUGGACUGCUUGAGAAUGAACUAUCCUGAUCACUUGCUGAGGGAUACUGCCAGAUAUCGUCCAUUAACAAAAACAAAUUUAGUUAGCUACUCGCUCAAGUACCUCACCAAGAAAUAUCUGGGGUACGACAUUCAGUGCAGUUUGCAUGAUCCAUAUGAGGAUUGUGUCUCCGUGAUGAGGAUUUACAAGAGAAUGCGUGCUCAAGACCAUCGAUUGGAAGGAGCUAAAGUAUCUACUUUGCUUGAUGAUGGGCACAACUUACUCAGAAACUUCGAAUUUUCAAAUAAGGAACUCGAGAAGAUGUCACCAGAUGAGCUUUAUGAGAUAUCCAGAUCAAAUUAUAGAUGCUGGUGUCUGGAUUCGAAACGGAGACGUCUGGUUAUGUACCAUGUACUGAGAAGAGAAGGUUGCAACGGAGGCCUUAGCUGCUCCGCUCUUUUUGGGUUAUUCACUGAGAAUGGGAAGGAAGAAAGCGAAUUGGUAAAUUGCAUCAUGAGCUUCGUCUAUGUCCCGACCUGUGCGGCUUAUGGAAUGAUAUUGUUCCUGGUCACUGGUUAUAGAAUAAACUAGAUGAACUUCGUGCAGAGUCUGACAAUAUCAGUGGGCCUUUUCUUCUCUCCUGUCAAUUUGUUUGACAAUUUAGUAAUCUCUGCUGCUAUUUCCUUUCACCAGGGUUCAACGGGACCUUAUUUGGUUUCUUGUCACUGCCAUUGCAAUUGCAGGAUGCACCACCAUCUGACUGAAGGCCUCAACAAAGUUUCCUCAUAACAUGGCCAACUGUUGGUGACCAAAAGAUGUUGGUAGAAAAAAAAAAUCAUCUUUACAACUUGCAACUGUCUGGACUCUGGUUUAGUAACUAGAGCAUCUUGUGUUUAGACAAUAAUGCAACAUUGUGAUAGCAACCUUAUGUUUUGGAUGAUGCGCCCGAGCACAACGGAAGGAACUUCAUCGCCGGCACUGAGGAAUCCGGGUCGAAGUCCCUACUCCAUAGCUCGACUUCUCAAACCUUGACGUCUUGUCGGAGAUGAACUUAUAUGGAGUGCUCAGAGCGGGCCGAUCAAUUUAUCGGCCUUCUUUUCGUUGUAUUACACACUGAAAAUCAACAUAUAAUACACUAUCUUCUCUAGUAUGUUGAAUCCUAGGGGAUAGCAUACAUCUAGCUUUUGCACUCUUUGAACGGGGGAGAUUAUUUUCGACAUCGGUGUCUGCACACCUCAGAUGAUCUUCGUUUCCCGUUUUUUAGCAGUGGUUCUCAGGGUAUUUCACCA